Messenger RNA from Chrysemys picta bellii (western painted turtle), 7451 nucleotides. Lineage: Eukaryota; Metazoa; Chordata; Testudines; Emydidae. The record is from RefSeq and is a predicted model, not a curated record.
GAAGGUGCUGUUAGGAUGCUGGAGAAGGGGAAGGGGAGGAAAAAAAAAAUCCCUUCACAUCCCCAGCUCAGCCAUCCACCGCCAGCCAGUCGCACUCAGGACAAUAACACAGCUGGGGAUGCUGCACGGCCACCAGCCGCUCGCCACCUCUCCCACAGCCUGCUGCCCGUGAGCGGAGAGACAGCGAGGGGGGGACUCGCCCAGGGCUGGCGUUUGCCUUUCCCUCCAGAGCUUCGCCUGGAUCCGUGCAGGGCUGCGAGCCAGAGGGUGAGGCAGCCAGGGGAUUGCAGAGGCUGGGAAAAUGGAGAGAAGAGGAAACGUCAGAUCGAGAUCGAAAAUAAAAGGCGGCAGCUCGAAGACGACAGGCGCCAGUUACAGCACCUAAAGUCCAAGGCUCUGAGGGAGAGGUGGCUGCUGGAAGGAGCCCCGUCGUCCGCCACCGAGGAAGACGAGGCCAUGAAGAAGCAGAUGCAGGAAGACGAAGUGAAGACCAAGGAGCUGGAAGAAACCAUCCAGAGGUUGGAGAAGGAGCUGGAGAUUCUGGAGAACGGGGACUCGGCGCCUCCCACCAAGGAGAAGCUGGGGAAGGAGGUUGCGGUGACAGCAAAGGAGGAGAAAGCAGCAAACACACAGAAGACUCCGCUGGGCACAACUAAAGCGGAGCAGAAGAUCUCCAACAGCCCCAUGAAGUCGGUGGAGGGCACUGACAUGAUGAAGGCAGCCAUGUACUCAGUGGAGAUCACAGUGGAGAAGGACAGAGUAACUGGCGAGACCAAAGUCCUAUCCAGCACCACCCUGCUCCCCAAGAAUCAUUGCCUGCAGGGGGUCAAGGUGUACGAGGAUGAGAUGAAAGUGGUGCACGCGGUCCACAUGGAGGAUGGCGCCAUUGAGAACGGGGUGCACCCUCUCAGCUCCUCUGAGGUGGAUGAUCUGAUCCACAAGGCAGAUGAGGCGAACCUGAGUGAGGCCUGCCGGAGGGACUCCAAGGCCAAGGAGCGCGAAGAGGCCAAGAAGGGGGGUCCCGGGAGCAACCUGCCCAGCCAGAACACCACGCCCCGGAAGGAGAUCACUGGGGUGCAAGCCAAGCCAGUGGACAGCCCAAGAAUCCUGGCCUCUGGUGAAGGGGCAGAGCCUAGCAAAGAUCAACCGGUCACCAUGAUCUUCAUGGGCUACCAGAACGUGGAGGACGAGAACGAGACCAAAAAAGUGCUGGGCCUGGGGGGCACCAUCAAGGCCGAGCUGGUGGUGAUCGAAGAUGCUGACAACAAGCCAGCAGCGGCUGGAGCGGCAGACUGCAUGGGCAAGGACCACGCCCCACCCAACGGCAGCACUGUGGAGCCCGUGGCCACCCUGCCACAGAAGGAAGACAGCCAGGUCGGGGAGAAGCCAGGGGCCAAUGACACGGAUCCCAAGGGGGCCGAUCAGGACCUAGACAUGAAGAAACACCGUUGCAAAUGCUGCACGGUGAUGUGAAACGUCGGCCGGCUCCUUUUGACCUCCCCUCAUUGUACAGCCAAAAAGGACUGCCCCCCAUCUUCUGUUACCCUGUCCCUCAUAGUUCGCUAGGUUCCACAAACUCCAAGUGACACAGUAUUUUAUUUACUUACCAGACACAACUUCUUUUUCUUAAGAGACUGGGGAAACAAAUGCAGUGUUUGUAAAGUGUAUAAUAGGCAGCACCAUCUCCCGGCCGCGGCAUCGCUCGUCUGACGUCCGCUUCCAUGCAAUACGCCACCGGCGCUGAAUAUUAUAUUUAUUAUACACGCUUAUUUUUUUCCCCCUGCCUUUGUCUCUCCCCCUGCUCCCCUGUGCCAUGGUGGGGUUUCUCAGAGCUCCUCAGCCCACCGGGGAUGGCCAUCAAGGAACUCUCCCGCCUGUAGGACUCCCGUUUUUUUAAUUGUACUGAUGGCUUUCCCCCUCGUUAAAUGACACCCUCCUCUGUUAUCCGAAGGAUGCUGGAGCUGAUCUCACUGAUGGGGGGGGCUCAGGAGAGGGUCAUAGGACUAAGACGCCUCCUUAGAUGGUUCUUCAAGAACUGACUGUUGUUAGGACUUUCUUUCCGGCCUUCUGGAAGGGGAAGGAGGGAGGCCACCUACGUCCCAGCACUUUCUCCACACGCCCUGGCGUCAACGGGCCACGGUUUAGAAACACCUGUAUCAUCUUGAUAAGGCCACAGCCCAGCCGACAGAGCCCGCCUGUCCAGCGGCAGCUGAACUAUCCCCCUCACCCCGGGUUUGUUCCGACGACAGGUCUGGGGAAACCCGACAAGUCACAGACACAGCGCCCCAAACCACAGCUCCACAAGAAGUUUGAAGCAGAGGUUUCGGCCGGCACGUGAGCUGCUGGGCCGAACUUAAAUUUGGCCUGACCUUGCUGCUUAGAGUUUUUAAGCACUGACCCGAGCCUUCAAACCAGUCACAAGAGGGACUGUUUCUGCCGCAAAAGGAAAAGGACACUCCCCGGAGUCCGUGUGUGACGUUCCAACACAGCUUGGCCAAGGUCCGUGGGGGUGGGCUGUGAGAUGGACCUGUUGUUUCAACACCUAAAGUUGAUCGUUCCUGUGGUGCCAGGGGCAACGCGCAGCUCCAGAAAAAUGCAGCGGUGUAAAAAAUAAACAGAUCCCUGCUGGAUUUCCAGGCAGCAGAAUCAGUCAUUCUGGAGUCACUCCUUCUCUGAAGGAACUUCUAUGUCCGGCACUCACAGUGGUGACCACAAGCCUUAAGGUACUUUAUUGACCCCGCUGGUUUGAAUGCCGGAACUGGGGCCUAUCAGCACCCACACCCCUGUGAUGUCAUGUCCUCUGCUGUUUUCUACAGAAGAGCGGCUCCUUCAUUUCUUAGCUGGCUUUUCUCUGUUGGAAUGACAAGGCCGUGAGGGAGCGAGGUGGUUGGAAGGACAUUGACUGUGUCUCCCCUUGCAUGAACUUUUCCCUUGUAGACGCCGUGCCGGUAAGGAUAUCAGCCACUGAGCUGUUGACCGAGAUGCUCCCAGCCCUGGACGGUGGGUGAAAUUGGAAGAGGUUGGCCCAAGUCUCGGCCAGCGGGAGAAGGGACUGCUCGUCGGGAGUUCUGGAGUGUUGUUCUGAACAUGUUCGUGGUCAUUAAAUUGUGGAGCCCUGGUUAGCCACAGGUAGGGCCCUCGUCCCCUGUCAGCACCUCCACCCACUCAGCACCGGCAGCCCCAUAGCAUCAAUGCUGUCGCCUUCCCGGUCCAGGGCAGCCCUCGCACGCAACAUGCUUGUCUGGACAAAGUCUGAGCCCUCCAAUCCCUUGGCAUGUCCUCACUCGAGCGUGCCCUGCCAGAUGCCCCAUUGCUGCAUGGGUGGGGACAUUAUGAUUUGCCUUUGGCGCCACCUGGUGGCAUUGAUGGGUCCCCUCGAGCCAGGUGUUUAUUCAGCACAUUUGGCCCUGGCAAAGCAAAACGGUUUUCACUUUGUGGCCAAGGAGCCCAGCAAGGGACCCGACAAAUGGCUUUGAAGGGGGGCAGAGUUUGGCAGCUGCCUCAAUUGCUUGGAGACACCCCUAAACCCAGGCCCCAGUUCUGCCCUCCUUGAAACCUAGGCAGGCCUGGUGACACUAAUGGGGUUGCACCAGCUGUACCUGAAAGCAGAAUUCCCCCCUCCCCCAAGUAAAGCGAUGGGGCUGGAUUCUACUCUCAGCUACCCGCUGACUGUUGUGGGUCUGCCCCAGAGCGUGGGGACUCCUCUGGGGGUCACUCACAGAAGUUUCCGGCCUCAGAAUAUCUUUAUUCUUGAACUGUGUUAUGCUGAAGGAGGGCACCUGGCUUUUAAAGCAGUGAAGUGAGUGGUGAUGCUGUGAUCAGCGUUAGUUCUUUUGUUGCUCCUGGUUCGAGUCUGUAACUGGCCACUGGGCCCCAGCCCCCUCCAGGGAGCAUCUGGUUCUUCUCCGGGCUGACGUCCGUUCUCGGGAACACCUCGCGAGGGAGCUCUUCAGAACAGAGGCCUCCCUGAUCCCUAAUCGCUUUCCUUGCACCCACUCUCCCUGCAGCGUAGCGCUGUGGGCGUGGCGAGGUCAGCCCCUCGCGCCCCUGAUCACGCCCGAUGAAUUGCAGGCCAGACCCCGGCUGGUGUAACUGCCAGAGCGCCAUCGACUUCAGCGGAGCGACGCCAGCUCACCGACACCAGCCGAGGAUCCGCUGCAGGCUCUGUAGCAGAGCAUGACCCGGGUGGCAGUUCUGCUCCGCAACAGACAGAUUUGCCAGGAUGCCGCAAGUCCCCCAAAGGCAGCUUGGUGGCUCGCUGCCUUUGGGCCCUCCUCGGAGUGGGCGGUCCUUUACUGGGUUCCCUAGGGGAGGCAAUGGGAGUACAGGACAAACCCCAUCCAGCAGAACAAAUCAAGCAAUGGGCCAUGACCCGGGAGCGCCAUUAGAAUGCAGGCUCGGUGCUAGAGGUAAGACUUCCCGGCUAGACAGACAACGCUCCUGGGUGUGGGUCUCGGGUCUCCUGUGCCGUGAAAUAGGACGAGCCGUAGGGUUAGUGGUAGGACUAGAGAUUGGAGCUUGUGCAAGGAAAAGCUAGCGCUCAAUUAGUGUUUGGUUCAGGACGACAGAGUCAGGGAUGCAUUGGGGCUGGGUCAUUCAUCUGCAGUGACUCAUUUAUCGAUACGACUUUAGACCUUUUUCCCCACGCCCCAGAUAGACAUUCUUACAGAUUGGCUCGUUACUGGAAACGGUUCGACGAACGCUCAGUGAAAACGCUCCGGGAACUUGGCAUUAAGCAGGGCGUCGGGUUGCGGGCCGGAGUCUUUGGUAUCGCCUCUGCUCUCCAGCUGGAGUGUUGAAAUUCGUUACGAGCGGGGACGAGGGAAGGGAUUUGAGGAGGUGCCCCUGGGAACGCUUCCUGCACGGAGCACAUGUUUGUACGCGCGUGAGCGUCCCAGGAACGUUCUUGCAGACAGACAAACACCAAAGCUUUUGGGCGUGUUCACGGAAAUCACGCCAAACGCCCUCAAGGUCAAGUUGGGGCCAGAUCCCCAUCUUGAGUAAGUUAGCCCAGUUCCAUUGACUCCAGUGGAUUUACGCCUUCGGAGGGCCUGGCCCUGGGAGUUGAGGAAUGCUUUUUAUUUGUUGAAAAUGUUCGCCCAGCUCUAGACGCUAUGGGGCCAGAUUCUCACCUGAUGUAAAUGGGAAGCCAAUGGUGUUACACCAGUUUAUGCCACGUGUGUGGUGCAUCAGUGCCAGCUCCGCCAUCUUUACACCAGGUUGGUCAGUUAAUGGGUAGGUGAUAAAAGUGUGGGGAGGUGGCUCUGUGCUCCCUUGGUUUUCACCCUGUUCUCUCACAUCAUCCUUAGAGGCUGAUCUCACCCAGGUAGCAAGAGCAUCUUCUGCCCAGGCAUGCAGGUCCUGAAGGGGGACGUCAUCCUGGCUUCUCUGUUAUGUGAAAAUUACCACUGGGCAAGAUUAACCACACGUGCCCUGUAGGCUUAACUGAACUCGGCAGGUGCCGAGGCUACUUGCUGUCCCUCUGCGGAGGGGUAAAUUUCACCCUAAUGUGAUGUCUCAAGGAUUAACCAAAGAUCAGGCCCCUGACUGCACACAAUGGUCUCCCCCCUCCUCCCUCCCCCCCGAUUUGUGUAGCCUUCGCUGUUAGAGCGUUUCCCCUGCCGCGCAGCUUGAAAGGUUCCCGUGCUCGGUGUCGCCCCACGGCUACUCCAUGCUGCACCCAGCUGUGGUUUUCGCACCCUUCCACUACGUGUCGGCGGUUCUCAUCCCUGGCGUUAGCCCUUGUUCGGUCAGUCGGCCGGAGAGGACUCGGGGUCCUGGCGAAGGUCAUGGAGCACAACACACGUAGCAGCCUGCGUGCCCAUGAAAAUAUACCCACCCGGGGCCGUGCCCAUGGAAAAAUACCCACCCGGGGCCAUGCCCAUUCUUCCUCCUAGCUCCACUGACUUUGAGAGGGAAGUGAAGCUGGCCCCCAAAUAGAAACCAAGGGGUUAAAAAGUAUGUGCUCACAUGCACACACACACACACACACACACAGGGAGACAUCACGACCUGAAGCCUCGAUCAACAGCGAAUAAAUGUUACAACAGGGAAUACAUUUUACAAUCAAAUUGUUGUUGCCUCUUCUAGGCGCCGACCCAGCCAAGCACUAACGCCCGUGUGUAACUGCGUGUGUUCUUUGCUGGAUAAGGGAUCCGUCGCCUGUUUGCACCCGAUUCCAUUUCCAGGCUUCUCACGUUCCCGUUCAAAGAUUCUCGUAGCAGGAGGAGGGCCGGGUCCAGAGAAGCAGAUCCCAGUUAGUCACUUGCUAUUUUUCCACUAGGCUGGCCAGUUCUCUUCGGUCCGUGACAAUCAUUUCUCCAGGGGCAGACGGAGGCCGACGCUUUCCUCUCCGUGCUCAGCCUCCGACCCUUGGCCUUCAAACGCAGCAGUAUCACAGAUGCUUCUCCCCUGGGAUUGGGGUAUAGACGAGCUUCCCUGUGUGACCCCUGGAAGAGGCACCCGGCUUCCCAGCAUUGGGUUUGGUGCAAUCCAGGAUGGACACUGGCAAAGCUUCGCCUGAAGCCGAUUCCACCACCCCUCAAUUAUUUCAUUUAACCAAUGGUCUUAGCCCCCAUGGCUGAGAUCUUUGCCGAAGAAUAACGUUAAGGACCCUGUAAUCAUGUCUAUUCUCAGGGGGUGGGGGGUGAAGAGGGGUGUGGCAGGGCGGUGUGAGAGUGACCCAGCUGUACAAAGAGGGACGUUGCCUGCCCGGCUGCCCUUGCCAGGUGCACGUUGUCCUCCUGUAGCCCCUUCCUUGGUCCCGUCCCAACCUGGGGUGGGGCCAGGCUGCGUCCUCUCCUCCACGGCAGGUGGCUGUCGAGAAUCAGCCAGCUUCAUGCCACCUACUGGGCGGGGAUCUGUCUCCUAGGGCUCCACGGAUCUGCCCUUAGUCCGGCCCUGGGAGCUCUUGCUGUUCUGGGGGCAGUCCCGCCCCCCCAGUCCACACAUGGGGCAGAUGGGGAGUUACGCUACGGGGCAGACCUCACCCAGGUUCCAGUUUAGCUCUGGACCCAAGUCAGUCUUAAACCAGGCACCAGCCUAGUUACAUAGGACCCGAGUCUGCUCCUGGUGGGCUUUCUGCUGCUGCUGUUAAUGGACUCCAGAUCGGGCCCUUGAUUCCUCAGCUGGACCAGGGUGGGGGUGGCUUGAGGGGGAGAAAGCAGGCGCCCAGCACAUUCUGAACGGGAGACUGGUGUGCAGCCCCCUCCUUUAGCCCCUUUCCCCCACAUCUGCCUGGCCCCUUCCCAGCCGGUGUGUGUACAGGGCGGUCCCUCUGUGAGUCCACACCCACCGCCCCCCCCUUCCUCCCCGCCCCCCGCUGCGUGACUCGGCUGAAGUGCACUUCCCGUGCUCCUGUGCUUUUUAAUUGUGACGAGCCGUUUGAAGUUACAGCCCCCGUUGUUUGUAAUACACCCGAACUAAGCCAAUAAACUGUGUGACUAAUCAGA